AUGAGCUUCAUCUUCUCCAACUCAACCAUUUUUCAUACUAGAAUCACCGCGGCACACAAAAAUGAACUCCAAAAUCACCGCUCAUUUCCAAGAAUCCAAGCAACUAAAUCUGAUCAAGAAAAUCCGACCCAACGACGAAGUUUUUUGACGUCACUUCUAGCCACUUCGGUGGCUCUAGGCCUCCAUGCCACCCCAUUUGCACUAGCUGAGAAUUGGGGUACGCGGUCGUUUCUCCGGGAGAGGUUCUUCGAGCCUGGAUUGUCGCCAGAAGAUUCGGUGGCAAGAAUUCGACAGACUGCCGAAGGACUUCAUAGCAUUAGGGGCAUGCUGGAAACCAUGUCAUGGAGGUAUGUUUUGUAUUACAUACGUUUAAAGCAAGCUUAUCUUUCACAGGAUAUGCAAACUGCCAUGACAAUGGUGCCUCAAAGCCGGAGAAAUUCUUAUAUUCAAACUGCGAAUGAAUUGGUCGAUAACAUGGCCGAGUUUGAUUAUUACGUUCGGACUCCGAAGGUGUAUGAAUCGUAUCUAUUCUAUGAGAAGACGUUGAAAUCGAUCGAUGAUCUCGUUGCCAUGUUAGCAUAA
Molecule: messenger RNA, 582 nt
Organism: Fraxinus pennsylvanica
Lineage: Eukaryota; Viridiplantae; Streptophyta; Magnoliopsida; Lamiales; Oleaceae
Source: the annotation of a GenBank genome assembly